Molecule: messenger RNA, 1752 nt
Organism: Penicillium diatomitis
Lineage: Eukaryota; Fungi; Ascomycota; Eurotiomycetes; Eurotiales; Aspergillaceae
Exons: 4
Coding region: 1-1752 (583 amino acids)
Biological process (GO): amino acid transmembrane transport
Cellular component (GO): vacuolar membrane
Molecular function (GO): amino acid transmembrane transporter activity
Source: RefSeq, a predicted model, not a curated record
AUGGAAAAACAUAAGGGUUUCACCGAUAACUUUCAAAGCGAGGAGCUUGCUGUCUUUACUCCCAUCAAACCGCAGGCUCGUGAACCCUACGAUCCAAGUGUCAGCUUCGAAGAGUACCACUACUACGCCGAGCAGACUCGAAAGGAGGAACUGACAUUCGACGCGCCUUCCUUUCAGCUUCGGCGUAUCCUGGCCAGCCUCCGUGAGCCGAGUCAUGGAGACGAUCUUCCUUGUGGCCGUCUGGAUGAGAUCGACUUUACCCAGGCGGAGCGACGAAUCAUGAUCACAGACGAAGAAUGGGCAAAUGCGAGUCGUGCAUUGAGAUUGACAUCUUGGGGGGCAUGCUUUUUCUUGAUCACUACCGAUAUCCUCGGCCCAUACGGCACGGGCUUCACCAUGGGCACUCUAGGCUGGGGACCAGGAAUUGCUUUUUACACAGUCUUUGGGAUUAUGGCUGGGUACUCGGGCUACCUGAUCUGGCGAGUCUUCCUUGGGGUCGAUAGCCUACAGUUUCCAGUCCGUAAUUACGGUGAUCUCGGGUUUCGCACGAUUGGUCGUUAUGGCCGCUUCAUAACCAACAUCUGCCAAGGCAUCUCUCUGCUCUUGAUCCUUGGCCAAGUCGUGAUGUUAUUUGGGCAGAACAUCUCCCAAAUGUCUCAGUUUCGAUUGUGCUCUGCAGUCUGUCCGGCGAUCUUUGCAUGUGCUGGGUUUCUUAUCACUCAAGUUCGGACGCUGAGGAACUAUGGAUGGUUUGCCAACCUGGCGGUCUGGUUGAACCUGUUCGUCGUUUUCAUGACAAUCGCGGUCAUGGCCAAGUCUCCACCCAACUACAGUAUUUCAACGCUUGGUUCUGCGGGAAGCGCGGUUAAUCCCUCGUCGAUUAAGCCCGAUGGUGAUGGUCGGUAUCCCCCUAUUGUUCACUACAGCUUGAUACCCUCCAAGAAUCUCGUCGGGGCAGUCAACGGAAUGCUUUCAGGUGUCACAGCCUAUGCCGGUGCGCAGUUGUUUGUGGAGUUUCUCGCAGAAAUGAAACGACCUCGUGAUUUCAUCAAAGCCAUGUGGACUGCCCAGUUCUUCAUCUACGCGGUCUAUCUCACCUACGGCUGCGUGAUCUACUACCUCCAGGGUCAGUACAGCUACAAUCCAAGCUACCAAGGGGUGAGCAUCUUUGCAUGGCAGACCGUGGGCAAUGUCGUCUCACUACUAGCUGCGCUGAUCUCGGGAGGCCUCUAUGGCAACAUUGGCAUCAAAGUCUUUUACAACAAUGUCCUCCUUGAUCUUUUCAAGGCACCGCCCAUCACGACCCGACGGGGGAAAAUGAUAUAUGCGGUCAUCGUCCCACUCUGGUGGAUCGUUGCCUUUGUCAUUGCAGCUGCGAUUCCCGACUAUUUCGGGUUUGUCAGCGUUGUCGCCGCCUCAAUGCUCGUGAGCUUGACAUAUGCCUUUCCUCCAUUGUUUGCCCUCUGCUACGAUGUCCAGCGAAAUGCGAUCUGCAAAGCUGAGGGAGAGGGAUUCGACUCUGCCACAGGACGGGUCACUAGACGCGACACGUCUUUCAAGAGAUGGAUCCGGGGUUUCUUGGCCGGUGGACCCAUGCAAGUGGCUGUCAACACCUGGCAUGUCAUUUACUUUCUGGCAGCUAUUGCCAUGAGCGGAUUGGGGAUGUAUGCAGCCAUUGUCGGUCUACAUGAAGCGUUCCAGACCCCGCAACUGACGUCCUUCUCGUGUGUCUCUCCGCUUAAUCUGAGCUGA